Molecule: messenger RNA, 4337 nt
Organism: Mesocricetus auratus (golden hamster)
Lineage: Eukaryota; Metazoa; Chordata; Mammalia; Rodentia; Cricetidae
Gene: Cdkl2
Product: cyclin dependent kinase like 2
Exons: 14
Coding region: 470-2179 (569 amino acids)
Biological process (GO): protein phosphorylation
Cellular component (GO): nucleus
Molecular function (GO): ATP binding; cyclin-dependent protein serine/threonine kinase activity
Source: RefSeq, a predicted model, not a curated record
GUGGCGCUGCUUCCCCGAGCUGAGCGACCGCAGGGCUGUCGGCAGGCCUGACCUCUCGCCCUAGCUCGUUUCUCUGCAGGUCUUGGCCUUGACAGGUGCAGGUGUCCGCGCCUGUCGUGGACGCAUUCUGACCCGGGCCCUUCCUCUCUCUGGAGACUGCCUAUGGCUGGGGACCGAGUGAGGUCGUUGCCUUGACGACGGCAGCAUGCGGCCCGCGGUCCUCGGAAGUGUGAGCUUGUGGAGGGCAGAAGCCAAUCUGCCUCUCUACCUGCUCCACCUAGGACCCGUAACUGCGUCCCCAGAGAAAAUCCCAAUACUGGAAUUGCUAGUUUGCUAGUCAGCAUCUUUUAGAUCUGCUAGCGAGAUGCAUAUCACCUCCAAUUUGUUUCCAAGUUGAAAACCUUUGGCUCUUUCUAUGUGAAGGGUUUGGAAGAAAUACAAGAGAAAUUCCUACUGGUUUUAAAUCAAAAUGGAAAAAUAUGAGAACCUAGGAUUGGUUGGAGAAGGGAGUUAUGGAAUGGUGAUGAAGUGUAGGAACAAAGACAGUGGAAGAAUUGUGGCUAUUAAGAAGUUCUUAGAGAGCGAUGAUGACAAAAUGGUUAAGAAAAUCGCUAUGCGAGAAAUCAAGUUACUAAAGCAACUGAGGCAUGAAAAUUUGGUGAAUCUGUUGGAAGUAUGUAAGAAAAAAAAACGUUGGUACCUAGUCUUUGAAUUUGUUGACCACACGGUUCUUGAUGACUUGAAACUAUUUCCAAAUGGACUAGACUAUCAAGUAGUUCAAAAAUAUUUGUUUCAGAUUAUUAAUGGAAUUGGAUUUUGCCACAGUCACAAUAUCAUACACAGAGAUAUAAAGCCAGAGAAUAUAUUAGUCUCUCAGUCUGGUGUUGUAAAAUUAUGUGACUUUGGAUUUGCACGGACAUUGGCAGCACCUGGAGAGGUCUACACUGACUACGUGGCCACCCGAUGGUACCGAGCUCCAGAACUGCUGGUUGGUGAUGUCAAGUACGGCAAGGCUGUUGAUGUCUGGGCCAUUGGCUGUCUGGUCAUUGAAAUGCUCAUGGGGCAACCCCUAUUUCCGGGAGAAUCUGAUAUUGAUCAGCUGCAUCAUAUUAUGACAUGUUUAGGUAAUUUAAUUCCAAGACACCAGGAGCUGUUUUAUAAAAACCCUGUGUUUGCCGGAGUAAGAUUGCCUGAGAUUAAAGACACAGAAACAGAACCCCUCGAGAACCGUUAUCCCAAGCUCCCUGAAGUUGUGAUAAAUUUAGCAAAGAAAUGCUUGCAUAUCGACCCGGACAAAAGGCCCUUCUGUGCUGACCUUCUACACCAUGAUUUCUUCCAAAUGGAUGGCUUUGCUGAGAGGUUUUCUCAAGAAUUGCAGUUAAAAAUAGAGAAAGAUGCCAGGAAUAACUCUUUACCCAAAAAAUCUCAAAACAGAAAGAAAGAAAAAGAUGAUGCCUUAGGUGAAGAAAGAAAGACGCUUGUGGUACAGGAUACCAAUGCUGAUCCCAAAAUCAAGGAUUCUAAAGUGCUUAAAAUAAAAGGGUCAAAAAUUGAUGGCGAGAAAUCUGAAAAAGGAAGUAGAGCUUCAAAUGCCGGCUGUCUCCAUGACAACGGGACAAGCCACAUCAAAGGCUUGCCCUCCACAAGCCUCAGAGACUGCAGCAAUGUCAACGUUGAUCACCCAAGAAAUCCAGGCAUGGCGAUUCCUCCACUCACACACAAUCUUUCUGCAGUUGCUCCUGGCAUCAAUGCUGGAAUGGGGACUAUUCCUGGAGUACAGAGUUACAGAGUGGAUGAGAAAACUAAAAAAUACUGUAACCCAUUCGUUAAACAAAGUCAACCUUCUCCAUCAGGGAUUUAUAAUAUGAACGCGGCCACAUCUGUCUCUAGUGAAAAGUACCUCCUUCAGGCAAAUAAGAAAAGGAAGGAAUAUUCCAAAGCAGAUGUGCGAUUGCCUGAACUAAACUAUAAUCAUCUCCCUGAACUGAGAGCUCUAGAAGGAAUAGCUCGAAAUUCUAGGCUAAUAAAGAAGGAGAACAAAUCUCUUUCAGAAUCUCGCAUUCCCUCUCUGGCCGCUAUUGACCUGCAUGCAUCCAGUAUUGCGUUACACCAGGGAGCAGGAUCGCCCCUGUCUGAUGAUUCUGAGGGUGAUUUGCCUCGGAUGGAACACCAGCACUGAGACCCACUUAACCUGAACAGGAUGCUGCUAGCACUGAGAUGACGUCCUCUUGCAACUGAUGCCCUAGAAGAGAUCUGCAGUUUGACUGUUUCUUUCUCAACUACCUACAUUUUCUAAGAAAGGCUUUGCAGAAGAAGACAAGACAGACUUCCAAAUAUUUCAAAGGAAGAUUGAACAAGUGCCCCCCCCUGCCGUUAUCCCUUCACCUUUCCAACCUAUUGAUGCUAUUUCAAGAUAUAUCCAUGAAAGAAUAGUGAUAUGGUUCUUGUUACAUGAGUGUGUAUUUGAUAUUAGUUAGAUUGUGUAUUUAAAGUUAUCUGAGAUUAAAAGAGUAAAAAAGGGAAAGAAUCAUUAUAAAAGGUCAUGUUUUUGUGCAUUGAACUUUGCAUAUUAUCUAUAUAAAUGUUUACAGUUGAAGAAAAUAAAACAAAAGCUAGGCUCUGUAAGAGAAAAGUUUCCUUUACCUUAACUGUAAGAACACAUUUAAAAAGCUUGCUUCUAGGCAUUAAGAUGGUGUGUGACUGCUGUCUAAGGUUAGAUGUGUCUUUGUUUUCUGUCGUGUUGAUGUGCAGUCAGUGUGGAAUGGGAAUCAGGUCUCUUCUGAUCUAAGUACUGACUGAUGUAAACCAGGCAGAGAAUCCUGUGUCUAAUGACUUGGACUGGCUGGUCCUCUGUAAGAGAGAUUCUGGUGCUAAUGCUCCGUGUGGAAGGACAUGACUAGAAUGAUGUGGAGGAGAGUUUUGUAGCUACACCUUGGAGUUAAGAACUGAGCUUCUCCCUGAGGAAAAAGGUAUACAAAGUAAGGGGUGGUGUACAGCUGCCUAGUAAUCGAGCUAGUUCUCCUGGGAGGCCACUUGCUAUUGAGUCACUCAACUGGAGAGGCUCUGAGGAAGCUUUUAUGAACUCCAGUCUUGUCUAUGACAGUGGUUGUAGUUACAUGAUAAUGGUUAUGAUGGAGGUUGAUAGUGGAUUCAACCCACAAACAUUAUUACUAUUGCCUUGUUACCGCAAAUACUUAGGUUUACCCAAAUCCUUUUACAAAGAUGCAUAGUUAUUUGCCUGCAUUCCACAUAAGCUGAUGAACAGGUUUACAAGCUUUUGGGUGGGAGGAUAAGACCAGUAUGACUCCAGGGUCUUGACUUCUGGGUUUCUAGCCAUGGCCCACAUUUAUCAUUUGAGAACAUAGUUCUUCAGGGGGCCAGAAUUUGUGUAGGUUUUUUGUAUCUAACUAUCUAAUAUGUUGUUGUUUUUUCUUUUUUUUCAAAAGCCACUGACUAGAACUUAGCCUAAGAGUUGAACAAGAAUUCGUCAUUACCCUGGGGGACUUAAAAAUGAAAUCCUAAACUUGGACACUUGGGACGUCAAAGGAGUAGACAUUCAGGAGGAGACAAAAUAAAAGGUUCCAACAUAAAAGUCUGUUGGUAGUAGUUAAAUUAAAUUUUCAUUUUUAUUAAUAGACUGUGUUUUAAACCUCUUGCCAUGGGUUUGCCUGGAUUUUAAGACUAACAUGCUGAUGAAGUCUCUAUGUCACUAGAGUUAGGCUUUCUACUAAAAUACCAUUUUUUUUUACUUAUACUGUGACAUUGAAAAAUAUUGCCAGCAGACAGCAGCAUGGAAAGCAGACAGUACUUAACGCUGAGGGCCCCUAGUUCAUUCAGUGCUAUUUCCAUGUAAAAGCCAAUAGGAAACAUUAGCUUGAAGACCGAGGGAGCUCCAUUAGCUACCUUAUAAUUUGUGUACUUGAGUUUGGUAUCUUUGGCCUAUUAGGACACUUUGUGAACUUUAGAAUUAAGGAAGUAAAAAUCAUUUCCUAAGUCCUCAUUGAUAUUUGAAGAUCAUAUUUUAUUAGAGCUUCAGUGUGGAACUAAAGAACUAAAGAUUAUUCAAAUCAAGUCUGUAGGUACUGACAAAAAUAAUACCUUUUUUCAAUUUGUGGGUAUUUAGUCCCUUCUUACAAGAAUGCAAUUCAUGUGAACAUGCUAAUGUGAAAUUAUUUUAAGUACUUUUGGGAGACGAUGGGCUUGCUGUACCUACCUAUGUUUUAAAAUGAAUAAAUAUUGUCUAAGCACGAUAAAUGGCUUUAAUUUGUGUUAAUUAAAAGAUUACAAAUAAUAUACAUACCACUAUAUGGUAUUAAUAAAUACAAUUGAAAUAAUCA